This is a messenger RNA of Ziziphus jujuba (common jujube), 2166 nucleotides long. Its product is annotated as aldehyde oxidase GLOX1. The transcript is spliced from 3 exons. The coding region runs from base 116 to 1843 and encodes 575 amino acids. Lineage: Eukaryota; Viridiplantae; Streptophyta; Magnoliopsida; Rosales; Rhamnaceae. The record is from RefSeq and is a predicted model, not a curated record.
AAAAGCAGGGAAAAAAAUAAGAGGAUAGCAAUAAAGACCCAGAGAGGAGUCCUCUGUGUUAAGGUAAAGGAGUGGUUUCUUUAACCCCCUCUGCCAUUGAAGAAAUCUCUCUUCAAUGGCUGCCUUCCAAAAGGCUCUGUGUCUUCUCCCUCUCUUCUUCAUCCAUGGAUAUGCACAAUUUUUAUUCAGAAACCCUUUCGCUCCAUUCUUCCCUAGACCUGCCGAAGGAUCAUUACGAGUAGAUGGAAAUGCACAGUCAGAUUUUGAAACAAAGAGCAAGGGGACAUGGCAAAUUUUUUCCAAAGACUCUGGUGUCUCAUCCAUGCACAUGCAAUUACUUCCCAACAACAAGGUCAUAAUGUAUGAUGCCGCUGCUUUCCAUAUCUCUAAUAUCAAACUUCCCAAUGGAGUUUGUAUUCCUUUCAAGGAUAAGGAUGGUAAGGAGCUUCAGGAUUGUUGGUCUCAUGGUGUGGAAUUUGACACUGACACUGGGAACGUUAGGCCACUCAAGAUGCAAUAUGAUCCGUGGUGCUCAUCUGGAGGACUUUCGCCUAUUGACGGUACAUUGUUGAGCACCGGUGGUUGGAAUGAUGGUAUUAAAACCGUUAGAUACAUAGCACCCUGCGAGAUAUGUGAUUUCGAGGAGUACCAAACAGCUUUGGCAGAUCCAAGAUGGUAUGCAACUCAAAUAACCCUAGCUGAUGGUGGGUUCUUGUUGGUGGGUGGACGGAAGGCAUACACAUAUGAGUACGUCCCACCAAAAGGAGCAAGCAACGAAAAAGCAACAAAAUUGGCUUUGCUAGACCAAACCACAGAUUUGGACGAGAACAAUCUCUACCCUUUUGUCCAUCUUUCCACAGACGGCAACAUCUUCAUCUUCGCCAACAACAGAGCCAUUCUUCUCAACCUCGAGAAGAACGAGGUGGUCCACGAAUUCCCAGUCUUAGAUGGUGGUUCUCGUAACUACCCGGCUUCCGGAAUGUCAGCUCUUCUCCCCAUAAAACUCCAUGUUGACAACGCUGAAGUAAUCCCGGCAGAAAUCAUGGUAUGUGGAGGUGCAAAACCAAAUGCAUAUGGUUUAGCAGGGAAAGGCCAAUUCAUUCCAGCUCUUCAAGACUGCGGUAGGAUCCAAAUCACCAAACCCAAUGCCGUGUGGAAGAAGGAAUACAUGCCCUCUCAGAGAGUCAUGGGAGAUAUGUUGAUCCUUCCCACCGGGAAACUCUUGAUCAUCAAUGGUGCUAAGAAAGGUACCGCCGCAUGGGCUUACGCCGAAGAUCCUAACUUGGUUCCUGUCCAUUACGAUCCAGACGGUCCAAAAAACAAGAGGUUUAAGGAACUCAAUCCGAGCAAGAUUCCAAGAAUGUACCAUUCAACAUCAGCUGUGCUUCAGGAUGGGAAAAUUCUUGUAGCAGGAAGCAAUACGAACCCGGGAUACGAUUACAAGGCUAAGUAUCCGACGGAAUUGAGGGUCGAAAAGUUCUCGCCGCCUUAUUUGGAUAAAGAACUCGACCAACAUAGACCCGAGAUCGUUGAAUUGGCUUCCACGAAGAGGUUCACUUAUGGACAAACAAUCAUUUUCAGGUUUAAGCUUGAGGACGAAGUUUUGAGCAAGGCAGAUAUAAAGGUGACAAUGCUAGCUCCACCAUUUACGACUCAUGGUUAUUCGAUGAACCAGAGGAUGUUGAUCUUGGGUAAAAAGGAAGUGACAAUGCAUCUUGGAGGUGUUCAGCAAGUUGUGGCUGUGGCUCCUCCUUCUCGUGUUGUUGCACCACCUGGGUAUUACCUAAUCUUUUUGGUCUAUCGUGGAGUUCCUAGCAAAGGAAUGUGGGUGCAGAUUAUGUAAAUUGGACAAAUUAUCAUUUUUUUUUUUUUCUCUCUUCUUGGAUCCGAAUUGAUUGAUGGAUCGAACGUCGUCUUCUUCAUAAUCUUUGGCACCCAGAGCGAUGUUGCUGUUUCUGAUUUAAAAUUUUAAUAUAGCUUACCUAAAUUUUCGUCGAUUUUUAUUUUAUAUCGGCUAUAAAUGUGCCCACUUCCAAAAAUUAUCACGGUUUUGCCAAAUCCUGAAUAUAUAUGUAGGAGCAAAUUUAUUCUUUGUAAUGAUUUGAGUCCACAAAAUUUGAUUUUGUCCAAGUUAAAUAUACAUUGAUUUAUUUAUUCAUUUUUUUA